AUGAGUGAUAAGUUUACACUAGAAAGACUGAGAAAGAAUGUUUUCACACCAGACAAUACAUACUAUCAGAUGUUUGAAUUGUUUGAACAUUGUGAACAAAAAGACAUCAGUAAACGUUUUCGCGAACUCUCAAAACUAGUACAUCCAGACAAGAAUCAAGAUCAAGAUGACAGUCAUCUAUUUCAUAUAAUCAAAAAGAUCAGAGACGUUUUAAUUGAUCCUAUUCAAAGACGAAGAUACGACCAAUCUCUAUUUCAAGCCAAGAUGUCAAAGAGUAUUAAAAAGUCGGUUCCUCUAUUUCCAACAACAACCACAACAACUACAACCACUACUACUUCAACAUCGGCAUCAUCAGCAUCUACAACACCAUCAGCAUUCAAUAAGAAAACGACAACAAGUAACAGUAGUAGCACAAUGUCUUCAUCUAGUCUAAAGACACCUGUCAGUGUAAAUGGUAAAAAUAGUGGUGGUAAUAGUAGCAGUAGUAGUAGUGAUCAUAGUGGUGGUGACGCUACCACUUCGACAUCAUCAGUUUUUGCCAGAAGAAAAUCAGGUUUGUCAGCAACAACAAUAAGCUCAAUGGCAAAGAAAGUGGAUAUUCCUCCAACUGCCAAGAAGCCUCCUGCCAGAUUGUCAGUACCAAGCAAAUUCGUUACACCAAUGAAAAGCAAACCAAUACCUGCCACUGCAGUAAAGAUUGCCACCUCUAAACCAGCACCAUCCCUCAAACCAACACCUAAAAAGACACCGAUCAAAAAGACUAAAUCUGAUGAUGAUGACGAUUUCAAAGCAGAAGAAAAAUCAGAAGAAUCAGAGGAUGAGGAAGAGGAAGAGGAUAUGAUGAACCAUAAAAAGAACAACAAUAAAGAGAAGGAAAAGAAAGAAGAAAAGAAAGAAGAGUCUGAUGAUGAGGAGGAAGAAGAAGAAGAAGAAGAGGAAGAGGAGCAAGAAAAAGAAAAGAACAAAGAAGAAGAAUCAGACAAGUCAGAUAAAUCAAAUAAAGAAAAGAAACAAGAGUCAGAGUCAGAGUCGGAUGAAGAGGAAGAGGAAGAAGAAGAAGAAGAAGAGGAGGAAGAGGAAGAGGAAGAGGAAGAAGAGGAAAUAGUUUCAAAGAAAGAGAUACCAACUCCAAAGUCAUCAUCUCCAAAGAUACCAAUACCAAAAUCACCAAAGCAGAAUAAACAGAAAGAAAAAGAAGAGGAGAGUGAGGAUUCAGAUGACGACUUUAGGAAAGUACCGAGCAGUAGUAAGAAAUCACCCAAGAAAAUAGUAGUGGUUGAAGAAUCAGAAUCAGAGUCAGAAAAAGAAAAAGAAGAGGAAGAGGAAGAUAAAGAAGAAGAGGAAGAGGACAUAUUUGAAGAAAAAAAUAAACCGAUAAAGAAAAGAGGUCCACCAAAGAAAGUGACAGAAACACCCAGCAAAAAAGAGAAAAAAGUUACAAAAACAAGCGCAAAGAAUAAGAAGAUUAUAGAGGAAGAUGAAGAGGAAGAGGAAGAGGAAGAGCAAGAUAAAAUGGAAGAAGAGGAUAGUCCUCCACAGAACACCUAUCAAUCAAAACCAAAAAGAGCCGCUGCAGUAGAGUCACUGAAACGACCAAUGUCGUUCGGUACUCCAAAGCGAUUGACACCAGAGGAGAAGAAAGCAGAACGACAAAAGAGAAAGGCAGAGAAAGAACUAGAGAAACAACAAAAGAAAUCAAAAUCAAAACAAACAACUGUAGAUAAGAAAAGAAAAAGAAAAAAGAAGAAGAUGAUGAUGAUUUCCAUAAGUGAAAAUGAAGAUGAAGUAACAGAGGAGUUUUAUGAGGUACAGGAUGUAUUGGCAGAGAGAACAUUUAGAGGAAAGCAACAGUAUCUGAUACUAUGGAAGGGUUACUCACAGGAGGAAUCGACAUGGGAAUACGAAGAUCACUGUGACUGCCCCAAGAUCAUACAGGAAUUUAUCGAUCGUGCUCAAAAAGAGAAACAAAACAAUUCAAAACAACAACAAUCGCCACCACCAAAAUCAAAAUCGACAACCUCAACAACAACAACAACGACUACGUCAAAGACCAAACGACAAAAAACAACUAAGAAAUAA
Molecule: messenger RNA, 2079 nt
Organism: Heterostelium album PN500
Lineage: Eukaryota; Evosea; Eumycetozoa; Acytosteliales; Acytosteliaceae
Exons: 3
Coding region: 1-2079 (692 amino acids)
Biological process (GO): negative regulation of transcription by RNA polymerase II; chromatin organization
Cellular component (GO): pericentric heterochromatin
Molecular function (GO): chromatin binding
Source: RefSeq, a predicted model, not a curated record